AUGGGCCGAAGAUCGCAGAAACCUCCACCGGGAGCUAACAGAGACUCCCUAGACAUCAGUACCAUGCUGCAACGCCCAACGGCUUCCAAAAUGGCGAUCGCACCAGACAGUGACAACUAUCUGGAAGACCCAGAGGAGACAUCAGAAAAUGUGAAAGAACCCCAACAGACACACUACCCCACAGCAGAUAGACGAGAAAACCUAAACCCAGCCACUAAGCAAGAUAUUGCAGACUCUCUCCAAGGAAUGCGGCAGAUGCACGCCGCGGAUCUGGACUCGAUCAAGACAGAGAUACAAGCGGUGACCGCACUCACGCAAGCCUCGGAGGAAGAUAUUCAAGAUCUCCGAAAAGAGGUACAAGGUCUAAAAGAAACGGUUCAACACUUGCAGACCUCCACAGAGGAGAAAUUACUCCAUUAA
Molecule: messenger RNA, 420 nt
Organism: Pelobates cultripes (western spadefoot toad)
Lineage: Eukaryota; Metazoa; Chordata; Amphibia; Anura; Pelobatidae
Source: the annotation of a GenBank genome assembly